Thermothielavioides terrestris NRRL 8126 is the source of this 881-nucleotide messenger RNA. RefSeq lists its product as uncharacterized. Gene Ontology annotation, biological process: protein folding. Gene Ontology annotation, cellular component: microtubule cytoskeleton; cytoplasm. Lineage: Eukaryota; Fungi; Ascomycota; Sordariomycetes; Sordariales; Chaetomiaceae. Gene Ontology annotation, molecular function: GTP binding; GTPase activity. Bases 89 to 634 code for a protein of 181 amino acids. The record is from RefSeq and is a predicted model, not a curated record. The transcript has 6 exons.
CACAAUUCUGGACGGAUACAGAUACCGUGAUGCCAAUACACAUUUGUUGCCGUUGCGCCAGUUGCACAUCUUUGGCACCCCACCCACGAUGCUGUCCAUCUUGCGCAAGGCCAGACUCAAGGACAAGGAGCUCCGCAUUCUGAUGCUCGGGCUCGACAACGCGGGCAAAACCACCAUCGUCAAGAAGAUCAUGGGCGAAGACGUCAACACGGUCAGCCCCACUCUCGGCUUCAACAUCAGGACGAUAGACUACGAUGGAUACAAGCUCAACAUUUGGGACGUCGGCGGCCAAAAGACGUUGCGCUCCUACUGGCGAAACUACUUCGAGAAGACCGACGCGCUGAUAUGGGUAGUCGACGCCACAGACAGGCUGCGCCUCAACGACUGCAGGGAGGAGCUGCACGGCCUUCUUCAGGAGGAGCGACUCUCAGGGGCAAGCCUGCUAGUGUUUGCCAACAAGACGGACGUCAAGGGAUGCAUGACUGGCGAGGAGUUAUCAAAGGCACUUCGCCUCGAUGAGAUCCGCACCCAUAGGUGGAUCAUUCUCCGGUGCAGCGCCAUCACUGGCGAGAACUUGAGGGAAGGCCUGGCUUGGGUUGUCGACGAUGCCAAAGCCCGUCUAUUUCUGUAUUGAUCUGGUUAUCAGGGACCUCAUCAAAGGCGUUUACUUCCUGUCCUCUUUUUAGAAUGGACCCAGAAACAACCGAUUGCCACCUAACACGCUUAUCAACUAAGAAUGUACAUAUUUACAGUGAUAUUUAAGGUGAUAUAGAUCGUUGGCUCACUCGCGUGGUGAGUGUUUGGCUGCAGAUAGAUGAACAGACAAAAAAAGAAAGAAGAAGAGAAAGGAAAAGACACAUCCGACAAUCUCCAGAAAUAAC